UACAAAAUACAAAAUGUCUAUGAACAAGGUAUCCAUGUCUUAGCUUGAUGUUCAAGAGCUUGCUGAGGGUAAUGGUCGCCAGCAAGAAUUCUCCAAGCCAGACAUGCUGUGCCGGAACUCCUAUAAUAUACUCUAAAGGGAGUAGAGCAUUCUUUUCCAGUAGCGCUGAAUCAUCGAUCCAGCUCUCUAUAUGUUGAUCACCUCCCGGCUCAAGCUUUAAACGCCACCCCAGAACGCUCGGCAACUUAUCACUCCACCCCCCAAAGCUUCUUUCCCUCGUCGACAACCGCCGGCAGUUCUAAACUCUGGCAAGGUCUGCUGGCGAAACAAUUCCGUAGGGUUCUUGCGCUGGAGAGGUAGGGCUCCUAGAGGCGAAGAAGAAUGAGGGAUUCUCAACGAAUGGCACUGAAACGCAGUGACCGCGUCCGAAUCAAUGUUGGCGGCACCCCAUUCAUCACCAGCAGCACUACAAUUGCCAAUGCCGGCGCCGAUUCGAUGCUGUGCAGCCUCCUGAACGAGAAUUGGGAGCCCGCCACAAGAGAUCCACAGCGACACGAGCAGGACGAGAUCUUCAUCGACCGGGAUCCGGCACUCUUCGCCGUGCUGCUCGAUCUCCUGCGAACAGGGGAGCUCCGUACACCGCACGGCAUACCGCACGGUAUGCUCGUCCGCGAGGCGGUCUUCUACGGCAUUGACCGCCACGUCAAGGCCGCGUCGUGGGGCAGCCCGCUCGACGGCAACCGCGUCCGGUGCCGCGCGUCGGUACGGGGCCGUGCAACCACGGACGCCGUGGCGAUCCGCGCGUCACCUGGCGGUGGCUGCGGCGUGGCGCACGGACCCAUGAUCCAUGUCUACGACUGGUCUCUCGAGGAGCUCCCUCCAGUGACGCUGGAUUUCAUGAGCGUCAACGAUUUCGGGUUCCUCCCCAGGAAUCCCUUGCGGAUGGUGGUGUGCGCGGCGGACAGGGGCGACAUCGGGGGCCUGGGCUGCGUGAAUGCCGCCACUGGCAAGCUGAUCCAGCGGAUGAAGCUGGAGCUGGACGAUUCUAGCCGGAGUUUCAUGGCGCUGGCGUGCGCCAGCAGCGAUUGCGAGGUGUUUGCCAGCAGCAGGAUGCGUGGCGUGGGGAUCUGGGACCAGGAGUCCGGCAGGAAUGUAGGGUUCGUGACGUCGGGAGAGGGCGGCGGUGGAUCCAAGCUCCAGUGGCUGCCAUCCAGCAAUCUCCUGCUGGUGGCGUCCAUGUUUCCUCACAGCGAUCACUGCUUCCUCACGCUGCUGGAUCGCCGGCAGAGGACCAAGGCGUGGGAGUGGAGCGAUUGCGAGAUGCGAAGCCAGCCCCUCAUCAUGGACGCGGUGGCGAUCCAGAACAGGAACAUGAUUUGCGUGGUGGAUCAAUCGGACGAGCUGGGCUUCAUCGAUACGAGGAUGGGCGGUGGUGGCGGGGGUGGUAGCGGCGCCGCUUUCGCCCCGGCGUGCUGGAGCCACAUGUUCCAGCGGCUCAAGCGGUCCGAGAUGGAAGAGCAUCUGUAUUCCAAGCUCCGGAUCAACGCCAGCGAUCCCAGCUCAGAGAAUUUGCAGCUCUUUUCGACACGGGAGGAGGCGGUGCUGGUGCAUUCGUGCUCGGCGGUAGCGCUGUCGUCCGCCGCCUCCGCGAGCUGCUCGCUGCUGCCCGCCACCGCCAGGCUCAGUGUCAGUGGCGGAGGAGGAGGCGGCGGCAGUGGCGGCAUCGCGGACAUUGACGUUGGUGGCGACAGAUUGUUUGUGCUCCACAGCGACGAGAAUUUGUUCGAUGUGUGGGAGAGCCCUCCGUUGCUCUCCUCCUCCUCAUCCAAAAUUCUUCUCUAGCAUUGCUCUAUUCACAGAAGAUAACUCCA
Selaginella moellendorffii is the source of this 1871-nucleotide messenger RNA. RefSeq names its product BTB/POZ domain-containing protein At4g30940. Lineage: Eukaryota; Viridiplantae; Streptophyta; Lycopodiopsida; Selaginellales; Selaginellaceae. Gene Ontology annotation, molecular function: protein binding. The record is from RefSeq and is a predicted model, not a curated record. The coding region runs from base 382 to 1842 and encodes 486 amino acids. The transcript has a single exon. Gene Ontology annotation, biological process: protein homooligomerization.